AUGGCUCAAGAAAUUGAUACUGAAGUAGAUAUUCUCUAUGAAAAUAUUAGAAAAGCUAAAGAUGUACUUUACUGUGGAGUAUGUUCUUUUCCUCCAGAGUACUGUGAAUAUGGAGAUUCUAGUAAAAAAUGUAUGAAAUGGCUUGAAGAGAAUUAUAUAGAUUUCUAUAAUAAGCUUUAUUCUGAAGAGAUAAUGUUAAUCAGACAAGAAAAUAUGACUCUUGAAGAGAAAAAGAAGAUGGAGGAAGAUAUUAAAAAGAAGAAUGCGAAAGAAGAUGCAAAAGAUGAGAAAAAGAUGAAAAAAAGUAUGUCUUCGAAAGUAGUUAUUAAAAGGAUUGAAAGAAAUAAAAAAAAAUAUGUUAUUUCAAUCCAAGGAUUAGAGCUUUUUAACAUUGAUAUUAAAAAAGCUGCAAAAUUAUUUGGAAAAAAAUUUGCUACAGGAAGCAGUGUAACUAAAAACGCAUCUGGAUAUGAUGAACUUAUUGUUCAAGGCGAUUAUAUCGAUGAAAUAUAUAAUUACAUUAUUGAAACAUAUCCAGAGAUACCAGAAAGCAAUAUAGAUUGUAUAAAAGAUAAACAGAAAAAGAAAUGA
This is a messenger RNA of Pneumocystis jirovecii RU7, 591 nucleotides long. RefSeq lists its product as uncharacterized. NCBI's taxonomy places the organism in Eukaryota, Fungi, Ascomycota, Pneumocystomycetes, Pneumocystales, Pneumocystaceae. Gene Ontology annotation, molecular function: mRNA binding; translation initiation factor activity. Gene Ontology annotation, biological process: formation of translation preinitiation complex; translation reinitiation. Bases 1 to 591 code for a protein of 196 amino acids. The record is from RefSeq and is a predicted model, not a curated record. The transcript is spliced from 5 exons.